Molecule: messenger RNA, 486 nt
Organism: Colletotrichum truncatum
Lineage: Eukaryota; Fungi; Ascomycota; Sordariomycetes; Glomerellales; Glomerellaceae
Source: RefSeq, a predicted model, not a curated record
AUGGAGACCCAGGCGCACUCACCCACCGAACUGCCCGAUGAGACUAGGAGAGGUGACGUCUCGGAUCCAAUCACUCAAGACGGCAAUGCCGAGAAUACGCAGCCACAUUCAUCCUCAGCUGGACCCGACACCCGUACGAAUGAAACCACUUUAUCCAACUCGAAAGAAUCUUCCCCGGACGAAGAACUGUCCACGGACACCCCCACAAUUGAUAAUCAAGGCGAAAUUUACCCCGGAAUCCCUAGGGUCCUGCCCGAAACCGCUCCAGAGGCUGGCCCCGAUCACCCCAAGGUCAUAAGCAAAGAAUACCCAUCUUGCCCCCGAGGCUCUCACCCUAUGGUCUGCUGUGUCAAAACCAAGUUUGAGACGACAGGGACCCAGCAAAAUAACCUUCAACAACGGCGUGAUGGCGCCUUCCCACAGGAUAUCCAGGAAAACCCCGACAAGAAUGAGCCCGACCGCCUAGAACUUUUGUCGAUAGACUGA